This is a messenger RNA of Camelus dromedarius (Arabian camel), 2321 nucleotides long. RefSeq names its product regulator of G protein signaling 16 (gene RGS16). The record is from RefSeq and is a predicted model, not a curated record. The transcript is spliced from 5 exons. NCBI's taxonomy places the organism in Eukaryota, Metazoa, Chordata, Mammalia, Artiodactyla, Camelidae. The coding region runs from base 103 to 690 and encodes 195 amino acids.
CAGGCGCCGGCUGCCGCCGCUGCUCUGCCUCCUCGCGCCCUGCAGUGCCCGCUGGAGCCCGCUGCCAUCCUCUCCACGACGUGCUGCCCUGCGCCCGCAGCCAUGUGCCGGACCCUGGCCGCCUUCCCCACCACCUGCCUGGAGAGAGCCAAAGAGUUCAAGACACGGCUGGGGAUCUUUCUUCACAAGUCGGAGCUGGGCUCCGAUACCGGGAGUGUUGGCAGUAAACACAGCAAAGAGGGCAGAAACUUCCCAGAAGACGUGCUGGCAUGGAGAGAGUCGUUUGACUUGCUGCUGAGCAGUAGAAAUGGAGUGGCCGCCUUCCAUGCCUUCCUGAAGACGGAGUUCAGUGAGGAGAACCUGGAUUUCUGGCUGGCCUGUGAGGAGUUCAAGAAGCUCCGGUCGGCCACCAAGCUGGCGUCCCGGGCGCACAGGAUCUUUGAGGAGUUCAUACGCUGUGAAGCCCCCAAAGAGGUGAACAUAGACCACGAGACCAGGGAGCUAACCAGGACGAACCUUCAGGCCGCCACAGCCGCGUGCUUCGAUGUGGCUCAGGGGAAGGCACGCGCCCUGAUGGAGAAAGACUCGUACCCCCGCUUCCUGAAGUCACCUGCUUACCGGGACCUGGCUGCCCAAGCCUCGGCCACCACCUCCUCUCCGUGCAGCCCAGCCGAGCCCUCGCACACCUGAACCUCAGGGCCACGAGGAAGCCAGCUGAGCAGAGAGGUUGAGUCACCCAGCCCCGAGAGGGAGGCAGGUUCUGCAAAGCCAGAGAGGACAGUGAAGGGACAUCUGGCGACAUCCUCUCCUCCAGAUACUACGGGACUGAAUUCCAUGCACAAGAGGGUCCCCCCACUUCUAGGACCUGUGGACGAGGGCUGAAGAGGAGGGUUGCACGGGGCUCUUGGGGAAAACAACGGUGGCACAAGGAUCACCACUGGCUCUGGCCAUUCUCAGUGGGGCAAGGAAUCUUCCAGGGCGCUUUGGGAGACGUGUGGAUAAAGGGAAUCUCAAAAACGAGAGCGGGGAAGACAACCAGGUCAGCCGUUUUGCCUGUUGAACAGCUGACUCUGGUCACAUCCUGCUUCCCUGAUUCCCAGACCGUCCUGGUCCAGAGGGAGCCGUGGAGGUGGAGCCUUCCUGACUGGUCCUCCUCGCCUGCCUCUGGGCUGCCCUGGGGGCCCCUAGCCUGCACUUAACCCUCCUGCGCUCAGCCUUGCAGUCUUGUCAGGGCCAGAGAACCAAUGCGAUGCUUGCCCCAAAUGGGGUUUUCAGCUCAAGAACUGGCCCUCGAGCCCCUUUCCAAAUCAGUAGAGAGCCCUGAAAAGAGGCCGCCUGGCUCUUGCGAAAUGCAUCUUGGUGCUCUUGGUGCCCUCUUGCCCGUGGCCCCGACCCUGCGUGUGCAGCCGGGCCCGCUGAGGGCCUCUUGCUGGGAUGUGCCCUCUCUUCGCUCAGGCUGCCCUUGGGCGUGGGGCUCAUCAGGAGAAAGGCCUGGGCCUCUUGGUGAGCGGCCAGUCCCGCUCUUAUGCCGGGCAGCAUGGAGCCAGGGAGAAAGGGGUCCUAAGAAACAAAUCUCUUGACAGUUCCAGAAAAUCCCAUUUAAAUCAAGACAACAUGUAUCUUUUUUUUUUUUUUUCAUUGGGUAUGCGAACAGGGGAAAAAAGAGAUUCCCCAGGAUGGAAGGGGAGCCUUGUGUUUCUUUCCUGUGGAUGUGAGGUGCACUUAUGGGGGUGUUGGGAGGAACGGGGCAGGGACCUGGAGGGCCCUCGGCAGCCCAUAGAAGCUGGGGAGAGAGGAUGUGGGAAGAGCAGGCCUGGGGGAAAUCAGAACCUGCUUGCCACCUCAAGGCAUCACGGAACACACAUUCCAUGCUGGGACUUGUGCACCGGCCUGGGCCGGGGGAGGUGAAUGAACCGGGCAGCCCCUCUUUGGCCCCAGGAAAAUCAACACUGCUCUCUCUGCACUAUGAGCUCCCCCGGGAGCAAAGUGUUUUUCAGGUCUGACAGUGGUCACCGCACAUGUUUUGUUGUUGUUUCUGUCCUUGUGUUUUGCUGUUAUUUAUUGUUUGAAACUUGAGUUUGCCUCCACUGGAGACUCUCAACAGUACCUGGCAGCCUGUCUGUCUCCCUCUCCACCAGACUCUACCUCUGAACUUGCUGGGAACCUCUCGGCACCUGUCAGGAACUCCCCACUGUUUAAAUAUUUAUUUAUUGUUGACAACUGGAGCUGGUUUCCUGGAUAUAAACGAUGUACUUAAUCUCCCCUUUUUCCUGUUUCAGCAUGUUAUUUUAUUGUGGAAUAAAAAUAAAACCUAAAUAUGA